AUGUGGAAUAAACUGUUCAGCUGGGUUAGAUGUGAUUUCCCGGCCUUAAAUUGCUUUUCAGACUUGGUUGAGCUGGUUGGGCAACGAAAGCAGAAAUUGGACCUGUUUGCAGUAGUAGCCUGGUAUGUUUGGCAGCGAAGAAAUAAAUUGAGAGCAAACGAAUCAAGUAUCCCUCUUCAAAACACUUUGAUCUCGGUAGCUCAACUCCUGACAGAUUUCCAAAAGAGAAGACUAGUCAUUCCAUCUCAAAGCCUGAUGUCAGAUUCUAAGUGGAAGCCUCCAGAUAAGGAUGAGUUUAAAACCAACUAUGAUGGAGCAGUUUUUCAGGAGACUAAUGAAGCAGGUAUUGGUGUGGUGAUCCGAAACGAUGAAGGUGAAGUUUUGGGGGCUCUGUUCGAGAAGAUAGCCAUGCCUGGGUCAGUUGUAAUGGUGGAAAUGCUUACGACUAAGAGAGCGGUCCAAUUUGCUCUUGAAAUUGGAAUUACUCACUCAGUCUUUGAAGGGGACUCUCAGAUUAUUUACAAGGCUCUCUCUACUGAUGUUACUCCCCUUUCGUCCUUUGGACACAUAGUUAAAGACACUAAGUCUAUUGCUAGUUCACUUGUGAACUUUUCCUUCUCUCACACUAGAAGGCAACUUUGUUACUCAUACCUUAGCUAG
Molecule: messenger RNA, 660 nt
Organism: Quercus robur (English oak)
Lineage: Eukaryota; Viridiplantae; Streptophyta; Magnoliopsida; Fagales; Fagaceae
Exons: 1
Coding region: 1-660 (219 amino acids)
Molecular function (GO): nucleic acid binding; RNA-DNA hybrid ribonuclease activity
Source: RefSeq, a predicted model, not a curated record